Molecule: messenger RNA, 1509 nt
Organism: Budorcas taxicolor (takin)
Lineage: Eukaryota; Metazoa; Chordata; Mammalia; Artiodactyla; Bovidae
Gene: CEACAM16
Product: CEA cell adhesion molecule 16, tectorial membrane component
Exons: 8
Coding region: 1-1509 (502 amino acids)
Source: RefSeq, a predicted model, not a curated record
AUGGAGGCGGCCGUGGCUUCGGCAGCAUCCAGCAGGACGGUGACGGCCCAGCUCCUCACUCCGCAGCUGAGCGAACAGCGCGCCCUGAGGGCAGCUGAGGACGCAGUGCUGGAGGAGCAAAUCAGGACAGCCGCGUUCCUGAGCGCGGGGGCCGAGAUCAUUAUCACCCCCGAGCCUGCCCAGCCAGCCGAGGGCGACAACGUGACUCUGGCUGUCCAAGGGCUUUCGGGGGAACUGCUGGCCUACAACUGGUACGCGGGGCCCACACUCAGCCUGUCUUACCUGGUAGCCAGCUACAUCGUAAGCACAGGCGAUGAGACCCCUGGCCCAGCCCACACGGGGCGAGAGGCUGUGCGCCCUGACGGUGGCCUGGACAUCCAGGGUGCCCUGCCUGGGCACUCGGGCACCUACAUCCUGCAGACUCUCAACAGGCAAUUUCAGACGGAGGUGGGCUACGGACACAUGCAGGUCUAUGAGAUGCUGGCCCAGCCCGUGGUCGUGGCCAACAGCACGGCCUUGGUGGAGCGCCGGGACACUCUACACCUGACAUGCAGCAGCCCCAGCCCUGCUGAGGUCCGCUGGUUCUUCAACGGCGACGCCUUGCCCAUCGCCGUGCGCCUUGGCCUGUCCCCCGAUGGCCGGGUGCUGACUCGGCAUGGCAUCCGCAGGGAGGAGGCCGGCGCCUACCAGUGUGAGGUCUGGAACCCUGUCAGUGUCAGCCGCAGCGAGCCCGUCAACCUGACCGUGUACUUUGGCCCAGAACGCGUGGCCAUACUCCAGGACUCCACCACCCGCACAGGCUGCACCAUCAAAGUCGACUUCAACACGUCCCUCACGCUGUGGUGCGCGGCCCGGUCCUGCCCGGAGCCCGAGUAUGUGUGGGCCUUCAAUGGGCGGGCCUUAAAGAACGACCAAGACCACCUGAACAUCAGUAGCAUGACAGCCGCCCAGGAGGGCACGUACACGUGUAUUGUUAAGAACCCCAAGACCCUGCUCUCUGGAUCUGCCUCAGUGGUGGUCAAACUCUCUGCGGCCACGGUCGUCAUGACCAUCGUUCCGGUGCCCACCCGGCCGAUGGAGGGCCAGGACGUGACGCUGACCGUCCAGGGCUACCCCAAGGACCUGCUGGUCUACGCCUGGUACCGCGGGCCUGCCUCCGAGCCUAACCGGCUUCUCAGCCAACUUCCUUCCGGGAACUGGAUCGCAGGCCCCGCGCACACAGGCCGGGAGGUGGGCUUCCCCAACUGCUCACUGCUGGUGCAGAAGCUGAACCUCACGGAUGCCGGCCGCUACACCCUCAAGACCGUCACACUGCAGGGCAAGACGGAGACGCUGGAAGUGGAGCUGCAGGUGGCCCUCAACCUUCCUUCCUCGCCCAAGGACCAACGCCACACCUUCCUGAAUCUGAACCUGGCACAGGCUGAGCAUGGGGCGGAGUUAGAGCCAACAGGGCCCUACGCCUUCACCGCGCUGUCGGAGAGCCACAGAGGCUAUAAACACCUUGGUUAA